Molecule: messenger RNA, 1559 nt
Organism: Leptosomus discolor (cuckoo roller)
Lineage: Eukaryota; Metazoa; Chordata; Aves; Leptosomiformes; Leptosomidae
Source: RefSeq, a predicted model, not a curated record
AUGGAAGAACUCAAGGAGAAACUAAAAAAGUAUGUUGAUGAAGUGAAUGCCCAUAAGCCUGGUUUCAUCAAGAUUGUUCGACACAGCAAACAAGAGGGGCUGAUUCGAUCUCGAGUUAGUGGAUGGAGAGUAGCCACAGCACCAGUAGUUGCUCUCUUUGAUGCCCAUGUGGAAUUUAAUGUGGGAUGGGCUGAACCAGUGCUUACUAGGAUAAAAGAAAACAGAAAAAGAGUAAUUUCUCCAUCAUUUGAUAACAUUAAGUAUGAUAAUUUUGAAAUAGAGGAGUAUCCUCUCUCAGCACAGGGGUUUGACUGGGAGCUGUGGUGCCGAUAUCUGAAUCCUCCUAAGUCAUGGUGGAAACUGGAGAACACGACUGCUCCAAUAAGAAGUCCUGCAUUGAUUGGAUGCUUCAUAGUAGAUAGAGAAUAUUUCCAAGAGAUUGGCUUACUGGAUGAAGGCAUGGAAGUAUACGGAGGAGAGAAUGUGGAGCUUGGAAUCAGGGUAUGGCAAUGUGGAGGAAGUGUUGAGGUUCUACCUUGCUCCAGGAUUGCCCACAUUGAAAGAGCACAUAAACCCUACACAGAAGAUCUAACUGCUCAUGUCCGGAGAAAUGCACUAAGGGUGGCUGAAGUCUGGAUGGAUGAAUUUAAGAGCCAUGUCUAUAUGGCGUGGAACAUACCUCAGGAGGACUCCGGAAUUGAUAUUGGUGAUAUUUCUGAGAGGAAGGCCUUGAGGAAAAAGCUCCAGUGCAAGACCUUUAGGUGGUACCUUGUCAGCGUGUAUCCAGAAAUGAGAAUGUAUUCAGAUACUGUCGCCUAUGGGGUGCUACAGAAUUCCCUGAAAAGUGAUUUGUGCCUUGAUCAAGGGCCAGACACGGAGAAUAUCCCAAUCAUGUAUAUCUGCCAUGGCAUGACACCACAGAAUGUUUAUUACACAAGCAAUCAGCAGCUCCAUGUGGGUGUUCUGAGUCCCACUAUCGACGAUGAUGACAACAGAUGCCUGGUGGAUGUGAACAGCAGACCCAGGCUCAUUGAAUGCAAUUAUGCCAAAGCCAAGAGAAUGAAGCUUUACUGGCAGUUUACUCAGGGAGGUCCAAUCCAGAACCGAAAAUCGAAGCGUUGCCUGGAAUUGCAGGAAAACAAUGAAAAUGAAUUUGGAUUUCAACUUGUCCUUCAGAAAUGCACUGGACAACGCUGGUCUAUAACAAAUGUCCUGAAAAGCUUGUCAUCAUAGCAGACUAGAUUUUUUACCCACUUUUGCUACUGUGUAGCAAAUACUGCAUUGCUGCCUGCUGUACUGUAUUCCCAUCCACCCGCCCCACCCCCAGUUCCUUCUCUCCUCUCUUUUGUCCCUUCGAUUUCAUUUUGUGUGUGGAAAUUGGGUUUGUGGGCUGAAAAUAAGACUUUUUAUUUCACAAUGAUGUUUUCAUGGCAUUUAUAGAGACACUGAAUGACAGGUGAUGGGUAGGCUAUCCUAAAAUAUUUUACAACUGUAAAUAGGAAACAAAUGGAGAAUAUUUAUAACUCGAACUUUUAUUGAAUAAAAAACUCCAAACACUA